UUUUUUCCUAUCCUGCCUAACGCAUAGCCUUGCUCAACUAUCUGAGUGGCCCUGGGAGCUCAGAAGUUGCACAUUGUUAACUUACUCUAUGUAAACCAAUAAAUUAGCCUCUGAACAGCCUCAUGAGAUUUGGCAGUUCCUACAAGAAUCUGGAGUUUCUUUCCAGUCAGCUACGAGCACAUUCCUUGGGGGCCCCUUGGGGUCCAGAGAAGUCAAGAGCAGUGAUAGCUCCGUUCCCUGCCACACACAUACUCGGCGCACUUUCACCCUUCUUUCUGCAGCCUAUUUUACCCUUGUUUGUCGCUGUACAAUGGAUAGUGACCUUGGUUCUAUUUUAAAAUGCGGAAACUAGGUCUAUAGAGGGUCUGGCCUCGCCCAAGGUCUCAAACACCGUGUAGUGUUGAAAAUAACGUUGGGUUUGGCACUGCCUCUAGUUUAUGUGACCUCCACAAGGUUUCUGAACGUUUCUCUCCGGCCUGUUUCCUUUUCUGGAGAAGAGCGCUAAUACCUCCCGUUCUCUUACAGCUCUUUUUUAGGGUCAACCCAAGCUCUGCCGGACCAGCUCUUGGGGAAGACUGGCUGUGGCGAUAUGACCCGGGAGACACUACGGAGAGCACGUGCGCAAAGGAGCGUAAAGUGCCCGGUCCGCGAGCGCACACCUGCAGCCCUCCAUAAACACCUAUAUUUGAUCUCGACUACAGAAAACACACAGCCUCGACAGCCCAAAGUUCAGAAGAACUAUAUGAGCCGCAGAGCGCCAGAAAAGAGGAACUGAAACUACCCCGCCCACGGAAGGGCGGGACAACUGGGCCACGCCCACAGCCGGCGGGGGCGGAAGCUUGUGCAAGUAAGGCUCGCGCCUGCGCACCGCCAUCUUGUUCAAAGACCGCCUCCUUCCCCGCUGAUUGCAAUUUGCCCAUUCGAUGGGGCGGGGCUAGGCCAUGGCGACCGCGCAACCUAGUGGGUACGCGACGCGGGUAUCUACACUCGGAUCCCGGCCCGGUGAGGCCCCAGGCCGCGUGGCAGGAGCUGCGGAGCCGCCCUCCGGGCGAAGCGACCGCAAAAUCCCCCGGCUGGGGGAGCGGACCCCGGCGGCUGUGGAGAAGCGGGGGCCGUAUAUGGUGAUGCGCGCUCCUUCCAUUCAGGCCAAGCUGCAGAAGCACCGGGACCUGGCCAAGGCCGUUCUGCGGAGAAAAGGCAUGCUGGGGGCCUCGCCGAACCGCCCCGACUCUUCAGGGAAAAGGUCAGUGAAGUUUAACAAGGGCUAUACUGCUCUUAGUCAGAGUCCAGAUGAAAACCUUGUGUCCCUCGACUCUGACAGUGAUGGGGAGCUGGAAUCAACAUACUCCUCCGGGUAUUCCUCUGCAGAGCAGGUGAACCAGGAUGUGAGCCGCCAGCUGCUCCAGGAUGGGUAUCACCUGGAUGAGAUUCCAGAUGAUGAGGACUUAGACCUCAUUCCCCCCAAGUCUGCGGCCUCAACGUGCUCCUGUUGCUGGUGCUGUCUUGGGGACUCUUCCUCCUGUAACCUCCAGUAGACAAACCCCCUAGGAUGGGCCCUGCUCACCAUACCUGCAGAGCCAUUGACUCUUCCUAGGUCACAGUGCAGUGGGAAUUGCCUCAGCCCCAGAAUCACUGGAGGCACUGACCCUCUGGGAAGGUCAGUGACCUGCAGUUACCCCUGACUGGGUGCUUCUAAGGCCAGCGUCCCCAUCUGGAUGAUAGGUGAGAUUCUGUAUUUUUCCUCUGCUGUCGGAGCAGAGUUUGGCGAAACCACUUUCAUAAGGGCAGGAAUAGAGGAAUUCUGGCUCUCAACAGUGAGUGACAAGGUUGGCUAAGAAAGACUUGAAGACAUCUUGACUAGUAUUUGUCGUCAUGCUCUUUGGAAGGAAAAAGAGAGCUUUUGUGCCCAGGCUGUGCUGGGUGGUGGUGUGUGGAGGCAGAAAAUAGCAUUUGUGGCUUGCAGCUGGGAAUCUUUGAAAAAUAACUAUUUGGGACCAGUUGAAGAAAUUCAUUAAGCUCUUCUCUUCCUACCUCUAAGACAGGGUAUAGGUUUGCCCCUCAAGAGAGCAUACAGCAGGGCCCUUGGCGUCUUCUGCCUGUGCCUGUCUUCCUGUGGCAAGGAGGACAGGAGCUUGCUUGAUGACACAGCAGGAUCUCUGAACCCAGAGCACCCCCAACUGGUUCAGCUGUCUGGGUAGGUUUAGUGAGUCUGGUCAGCCCUCGUUAGAGAAACACUGCUCCACUAUAUACAUAUUUGUCUUUCCUUGGUUGCCUUUUUUCACCUUGGUCUUAGCCAGUUUCUCCGUCUCGUCUUCGAGCUAAAGGUUGGGUGAAGGGACUGGCGCCUCCUCAGAAGCCUCUUUUUUGGUUACCAGCAGAGGGAGCUGCAGGGAGCAAGCAGGUGCCUUCCUAUUUGUUUAGCUUUUUAAAUUGAGAAGUAGCAGUGGGUGAGUUGUGGCACAGCUGUGCUGGCUUGGACACAGAUGGAGACUCAGACAGGAUGGCCGGGGGGACGACCUGUGCCAGCUCCCAAGGCCCUGCCAGAGGAGACAAUCUGCCAUUGCAGAGGGCCUCCCUUUACCUCAGUGUGGGCCAGUAGACUGUGUCCAGGCCUCCGGAUUCCUCUGACCACAGCAUGAGCCUCGCAGUGGAUACUAGGAUUGGACUUCACAGGGAACCUCUGGGUGCCAUAUAGCCUCUCAGCCCAGCCUGAACACAGCAAAGGCAGGCACAUUACCCUGUGACCCCUACUCUACAGCAUCUCGUUAGACCAGACCUCUCCCUAGAAUGUAUGUUUUACAAUGUGGUUUUUGUUUUUGUUUUUGCCUCACCUAGAACAGUGGUGAGGGCUAAAUGGGCGUGGACAGGGUUCCCAGCUGAAGGGGCAGUCAGGAUUGGGGCAUGGGCCCCAGGUGGGAAAGUGCCUGGUCUGUUUCGUUUGCUGUCCUGUGGCCACGAGUAUUUGAGCGAUGGCAUGGACUCUUGUCCUACUACAUGAGGUGACUGACAGACUGAACAUCAGAUAAACUAUUUUUCAGACAACUAUCCUCAUGAGGGUAAUCCUAUUAAUGCUUGAUUGGUGUUGAUCUUGGUGCUUUUCUCAAAUCCCAGAAAGCUGAGAGGAAUAUAUGGUACCCAGGGUGCUGUGGCUAACUUCUGUUCUACAAUCUAGCAUAUCAUAGCAGGAGGGAGAUGGGAUAGAGACAGAGGCAUCUGACAUUGGGGCCCAGGGAACAGGGGAGGCAGAUGGUUAUUCUGUUCCGGAAUGGGGCUCUGCAACUCUGCACAGGGAGUGAGAGAGACAUCUCCAUUCUGAACCCCUUGUCCAUCCACAGAGACCAUAUCCAGGUCUCUGGUUUCUACAGAAGUGGAAAAGUGUACAUAAAGAAAGGGCUCAGAUGUAGGACAGUGUAAAGGAAGACAGUGGUGGUAACAGGAAACCUAGGGGGCCAAAAGUGGGGGUGGCAGCCGAGUGUGGGGCCACUUUUUUAUCGGGGAGUUGGUUAGGAUAGAGCAACCUGAGCAUUUGGAAGCUGCUGGGGGUGAGGGUGGCAGCAGGACCCCAAGACCAAGAUCCCUGGGUGGUUGUUGCUAUUAAUCCACACUGGUGUAUCUGGCUGCAGCUGUCCCAGGAGAGUCUGUGCCAGAGUUGGGCGACCCUGUAUGCAAGGCAUUACCUUUGUGCGGAAAGUUGCAGGAACCUGGAAUGCGGGAUAGAGUACAGUGAGGCAGGAGAGAAAUGGCCAGUUUUUUGUGGCUAGAGGCCAGAGGCUAAAAUGUCACCAAUAGAGGUCCUGAGGUGCCCAGAGCCCAACUGCCUUAAUUCAGAGUGCUGCGUAUUGUGCAGAUAACAGUGCCCUGGGGAGAGGGGUAUAUCUGGGCUUACCUCGCACAUGGGAAGGGGUACUGAGUGAUAUGUACAGAGAACUCUACAGAAUUCUUGGCUUAGGCUUCUCCAGCUCUGUAAGUUAAUAAUAAAUAUAGUCAUGCUAGUUGAGCUGUCUUUGUGUUGCAGUAAGAUUUUUAAGAAAGGCCUAGACCCAGUCAUUGCUCUUUCUGAAUUCUGAAAUGAAGAAAUAGCUUAAAAGCCCCAACUGUGACCGUUCCUCCUAGGACCUCUCCUCGUUUCUGCUGUUCUCAAUGGGCAUCAUUUUCAGGCCUGCUUCCCUGGAGACCAUGGAUGGAAUAGGCCUUUGCACAUCAAGUCUCUUUAGAAUGAGUUCCCUUUAGCAGACCCUUUCUUCCCAGGUCUUUUUUUUUUUUCUAGCUGAGAAAAUUCGGGGCCAAAAAACCCAGAAUUUUUUUGAAGGUAAUUUCCUGGAAUUCAGCUGUACAGGGGGUCUAGUGUGGGCAGCAGCCCAGAAAGAUCCUUUUGUGCAAGUCUAAACCCUUAGCCCACAGGAGGAGCCAAUAGCCUGGGUCUCUGCCUAGCCUGGGGUGAUAAGAUCUCAGUGACAAAAUAGACAGCUGUGCAGCUUCCUGCAUAGAUGUGCCCCAUCUCUGAGAGGGUGGGCUCUAGGAGAGUAGAUACCAUCCUAGGUAUGUGCUGCCAGUUUAGAAAAAGGAGCUAGUUGCUCUGCAUAACACAGGUUGGAUCGUCCUGUCCCCGAGUCCCUGUAUCUACAAUAAAUGAAUGUGCUCUAGAGAA
Molecule: messenger RNA, 4648 nt
Organism: Hipposideros armiger (great roundleaf bat)
Lineage: Eukaryota; Metazoa; Chordata; Mammalia; Chiroptera; Hipposideridae
Gene: FAM219B
Product: family with sequence similarity 219 member B
Exons: 5
Coding region: 942-1535 (197 amino acids)
Source: RefSeq, a predicted model, not a curated record